GCUGUCUCAUCCAAAGGCCCUUAUCGUCUUCAACUGGUUGCUCCACAAGGCUGGAAUUUCGUUCCAAAAGACGGAUAUGAUGUCCAAGUCACAGGUGCUAAACAAAAUGAGGAGUAUGUUUUCUUUCUCACAGGGUUCGAUGUUAGUGGUCAGGUAGCCACUGCGGGCUUGAAAACCGGCCCGCCAAACUUAUAUGUGUCUGCAUUGGCCGGCGCAGAAUCUCCACAUUCCAAUGUCGUGAUCACUCAGAGUAAGACUACUGCCGACGGCAGUUUCACCCUCUCCUCUUUGUCUCCGGGAGAAUACUUGGUGGCCGUCAGUGACUCAAAAGUGAUAAAUGGCCAGGAAGAUGUCAGGUCAAGCGCCAAAAUCACUGUAUCAACAAGCAGUUUCAGAAUGCCCCAACCUUUAGUCCUCCAGGGCCAUGUUCUACGUUCCAGUGUGACAUUUGCCGGAAAGGGAAUUGCAAAAAUCCGCGUCCUUUUGUACGUCUCCAAGGGCAAUACCUUAACGACGAGUGAUAUUGAAAAGUUUGGUUGUUCCAAGGUUCCGGAAAAAUCCUCGUAUCCGAUUUCCAGUGAACUCUUGUCAAAAGUAGUUCAAAAACCCGUUUGCCUGACCGUCACCGACUCCGAAGGCGUCUUCUCCUUCUCUCGCCUGGCGGGUGGGGAGUACUUUUUGGUAGCCCAUCACGAGGCUUCCCUUACGCCAGAAUUGAAGUCCCAGCGUCUCGUUAUUGAGCCACCUUUCUUGAGAGCUCAGAUGGAACACCGCGAUCUCCUGCUAGAGCCUGGCUUUUCGGUGACCGCCUUUCAGCUAUCCGGUGGGCGUGUUCACCUCUCUAAUGUUCCUGUCGUUGGCGCCAAGAUUCUCCUCGAUGGCAAAAUUUCUGCCGAGUCGGAUAAGACAGGCUCUUAUGAACUGAUGAUCUCAAAGCCUGGAACUUACAAAAUGGAAGUAGAAUUUCCGAAAUACCAAUUCCCUGAGAGGACUGUUGAACUCUCUCCAAUGACCGACCGCCUCCCCGAGUUCUCGCCCUCGGCCGUGCAAUUAUGCGGGCAAUUUCUCUUCAGUGCAUCUUCCAAAACAGAUCAACAGUUCGCUGACGGCUCACGCGUGAUAGGGACUGCUGUUGCCUCCUUGUCCGCGGAUCACAACUCUGCCAAGUUCUGCACCUACUUGCCACCUGGAAAGCACUCUCUUCGACUGACCAAACUCUCCGAGUUUGUCCGAUUCUCGCCAUCGAACCUUGUCGUCGACCUCAGUGCUGGUCCACCAAAGGACCUUCUCUUCACCCAAUUCCAGGCCAAGGUGGAGGGUGAGAUCUUCUGUGCG
Dibothriocephalus latus is the source of this 1335-nucleotide messenger RNA. NCBI's taxonomy places the organism in Eukaryota, Metazoa, Platyhelminthes, Cestoda, Diphyllobothriidea, Diphyllobothriidae. The record is from the annotation of a GenBank genome assembly.